Molecule: messenger RNA, 934 nt
Organism: Dioscorea cayenensis subsp. rotundata (Guinea yam)
Lineage: Eukaryota; Viridiplantae; Streptophyta; Magnoliopsida; Dioscoreales; Dioscoreaceae
Exons: 4
Coding region: 73-771 (232 amino acids)
Source: RefSeq, a predicted model, not a curated record
UUCUGAAAACCUCAUCGAUCUCCAUUCUCCAUUGGAGCUCGUCGAGCUCGAAGCUCUCCCCGAGUGUCGACGAUGAGCUUAGGGCUGCUGCAAGGGUACUCAUCAGCCGAGGAAGAAGACGAUGAUCGCCUUUCCUCUUCUUCGAUCGAAGACGAGGGUGACGAUGAUGGCUUAUUUGGGAGUUCUCGCUCUAAGAGGGACGGGAGGACCUCCUACUCUGCCCCCGCUCAGGCCGGGACGAACUCUAUCCUCCCCUCCGCGCUCGAUGCAUUUGCUGAGGUCACAGGGCCGCCGGGGUUCUUGAACAAUUGCGUUGGCGCCGUUGAGGAGAACGAGGUGGAUCGGAGUGAGAGAAGUCGCCCGAGGGAGAAGAAAGGACCCUCUGUUGGUGUUGUUUUGGAAGCUAAACCUCAGUUGGUCGGAAUUCGUGACCAUGUAAGGAGUGAUGUUGAAGGUAGUGCUCCUCCCUCAGUCUCUAGCAAAUCCGGGGAAGGGAAGCGAGUUGUUACUGCAACAAAUCCUGAAGCGAAAGACGCUGCAGAUUUGCUGAGGAUGUGUUUGCAGUGUGGAAUUCCGAAGACUUAUUCUAAUGCGAAAGGCAUGGUGUGCCCGCAAUGCAAUGAUCGGCCUCUGGAUCAAAUGAAAGAGUCCGAAAAGAAGAAGGGAUCGACCAUCAAAGAUAAGGAGAAGAAUAAGCGAAUGAAAGGUCAAUCGAGCCAUGCCACUUGGAAGAGUGAAACCGAGAUGCAGCUCCGGCAGCAGUUUGAUUAACGCCAAAUAAUCAAUUCUGUAGAUUGUACCAUCUUCAGUUUAGUGUUCUGCAGUUUCCCUUGGAUUUUUAUGCCAAAUUUUGAAAGUAUUAAUUUGACAGUAAUUGUACUUUGUAUCAUGCACUUAUCGUCGAAACAAUUUAAAUCUACUUCUUUGUUCUUUA